AUGGCCCCCUCAUCAGUCCGUAUUGUGGAAGUCGGUCCUCGCGACGGCCUCCAAAACGUCACCACUCCAAUCCCUACCGCCACCAAGCUCGAAUUGAUCCUUCGGCUCCACCAAACCGGUCUGAAGACAAUUGAGCUGACCUCCAUCGUCUCCCAGCGCCGUAUUCCUCAGCUCGCGGACUGCAGGGAUCUUCUUGAACACCCGUCCAUCCAGUCGUUAGGCCACGACAGCCCUGACCUCCGGCUCCCGGUGCUGGUCCCUAAUCUCAAGGGUCUGAAAACCGCGCAGUCCCUACACGUGAAAGAGAUCGCGGUUUUUGUCAGCGCGAUGGAGGGGUUCAGCCGGGCAAAUAUCAAUUGUUCGGUGGAGGUGGGGCUUGCGAGGGCCCGGGAGGUGGUCGGGCGGGCGGUGCAGGAUGGGUUGGCAGUGCGAGGAUACGUUUCCUGCAUCUUCGGCGAUCCCUACGACGGACCCACCCCGCCCGAUGCGGUGCUCCGCUGCGUGCAAGCCCUCCUCCAAGCGGGAUGUUACGAGAUCAGCCUAGGCGAUACCCUAGGCGUGGGGUCACCUGCCAAGGUCCGCCGUCUCCUCCACCAUCUCACCGAGAUCGGCGGUAUUCCCGUCAGUGCCUUGGCCGGCCACUUCCACGAUACAUACGGCCAGGCGGUGGCCAACAUAUGGGAGGCGUACACCUGCGGGGUGCGCAUCUUCGAUAGCAGCGUCGCCGGGCUGGGCGGGUGUCCAUUCGCGCCCGGAGCCAAGGGCAACGCCGCCACUGAGGAUGUGGGGGUUGAUCUGGCCCGGUUGGUCGAGACGGGGAUCUGGAUCGCAAACCAGCUACCCGGCGGUGAAAACGGGAGUCGGGCUGGAGUGGCGCUGGCGCAUAAGACAGCUGCGAAGGCGCCGGCAGACACUCCGCCGUCCUCGACGGUACAGGUGCAGGGACAGGCGCCCCUGCCGGCUUUCCGGUGGACUUUGGCGAUUGACGCCGAGGGGAUGCGGCUGUUCCGCUGCGGGGUGAACCUCAAGGUCGUGCUGAACCGUCCGCGGAAUGGGAAUGCGUUGACCGCUGCGAUGAUUGCGGAGUUGCACUCGGUUAUGCAUACGGCGAGCUCGGAUCCCGCGGUGUCAAGGGUGGUUAUCACCGGUACGGGGAGGUUCUUCUGUACGGGGAUGGAUUUGGGGAAGAGUACCCCGGUCGCGCAAGGGAAGGAGAGCAGCGAGGCGCAGUUCGCCAGGUUGGCGGACCUGUUCGAGGUAAUUGAUCGCGUUUGGCGGGGGGUUGGACUGGCAUUCGCGUGUGAUCUUCGUCUCUGUACCAAGGUCGCUACGCUCACGCUGAGCGAGGGCAAAUUGGGUCUUUGUCCUGCGACGAUCUCCAAGUAUGUCAUCCGAGAGUGGGGGACGGCCUUCGCGCGUGAGGUCAUGCUCUCGGCUCGUCCGGUCAAGCCCGACCAGCUGCAUUCGCUGGGCCUUGUCGCCGAGGUCGCAGAGAAUCCCGGGGAUCUGGACAAGAAGCUGGACGCCUUGCUGGUGCGCCUGCGGCAGGUCUCGCCCGAUGCGUCGCGCAUGUCGAAGGAGUUGGUCAGGCUCGCCUGGAAGCAUGCGGGCAAGGACGAACAGGCGUCCGGGAUCAAGGCACUCUUCCAUGAGAUGAUGCGACCCGAUGGCGAUGGCGCCCAUGGAGUGCGUGAGUUCCAGUUUGGUCGGCCGGUGGAUUGGGAUGCGUACACCCAAAAGACGAAGACAGCUCCCGAAGCCAAAUUGUGA
Molecule: messenger RNA, 1770 nt
Organism: Aspergillus aculeatus ATCC 16872
Lineage: Eukaryota; Fungi; Ascomycota; Eurotiomycetes; Eurotiales; Aspergillaceae
Exons: 4
Coding region: 1-1770 (589 amino acids)
Biological process (GO): L-leucine catabolic process; ketone body biosynthetic process
Molecular function (GO): hydroxymethylglutaryl-CoA lyase activity
Source: RefSeq, a predicted model, not a curated record